AUGCGUAGAAACCAAACUUUUCGCACAACUGUGUGGGAUCCAAUUCUCAUCAUUUCACAGAUCAUAGCUCUUCAGACCUUGUAUUAUACCUCAAUUUCUAUCAUCACGCUCUUCACACUUUUAAUUACGGGUUAUGAUAUAACGUUAGAUUACUUAUUAGAUUAUCAAGAGUUCAGAGCUGAUACUGUGUUGGGAUGGACAAUAGGUUUUGCAUGGAUAGCAAAUUCUGUCGUAGGAAUUUAUCUCCUAGUACGGCUUGUCCAACGUGCAAGGCUUGUCCUUGAUUUUAGUUUGACCCUUCAUUUCUUUCAUCUACUGAUCACGAGUUACUAUUCUGGUCGAUUACCUACAACUUUCAUGGAACCUAUCUUAUUAAAUGAGGACUCUGGUGAGAGCAGCAGUACAGCUGGUGCUAGUAAUAUUACUAAAACGAAAAUAAGCACUGAUGUUGAUCGCGAUAGAUAUGAGAUGGUACCAAUGGAAGAAAUAGAGUCUGGAGGAUAA
Messenger RNA from Cetraspora pellucida, 504 nucleotides. The record is from the annotation of a GenBank genome assembly. NCBI's taxonomy places the organism in Eukaryota, Fungi, Glomeromycota, Glomeromycetes, Diversisporales, Gigasporaceae.